Octopus sinensis (East Asian common octopus) is the source of this 918-nucleotide messenger RNA. RefSeq names its product U6 snRNA-associated Sm-like protein LSm1. Gene Ontology annotation, molecular function: RNA cap binding. The transcript is spliced from 4 exons. Gene Ontology annotation, biological process: deadenylation-dependent decapping of nuclear-transcribed mRNA. Gene Ontology annotation, cellular component: Lsm1-7-Pat1 complex; P-body. The coding region runs from base 16 to 558 and encodes 180 amino acids. The record is from RefSeq and is a predicted model, not a curated record. NCBI's taxonomy places the organism in Eukaryota, Metazoa, Mollusca, Cephalopoda, Octopoda, Octopodidae.
UGUGACGUUGUGAGAAUGCUAGUUCUGAAAGAUGUCAGUAGGUGGCGGUGCGUUCGCGGGCCGGGCACCGACUCAGUUGUUGCGGAGAAGAGGACGGCGGAGGCUGAAGAAACAGCCGCGGCGACAUCAUCGGCUUUUCUCUAUUUAGAGAUGUCUUAUCUGCCCGGAACUGCUAGUUUGGUCGAAGAAAUAGACAAAAAGCUGCUUGUCGUUCUCCGAGAUGGUCGUACAUUAAUAGGUUUCUUACGAAGCGUUGACCAGUUUGCCAACCUUGCUCUACAUCGAACAAUUGAACGGAUCCAUGUUGGUAAGAAGUAUGGUGAUAUUCCUCGUGGAAUCUUCAUUAUCCGUGGAGAAAAUGUUGUUUUAUUAGGAGAGAUAGAUGUGGAGAAUGAAAACAGCCAAGAUCUGGAGCAGGUCUCCAUUGAUGAAAUACUUGAGAUGCAAAGGGAACAGCAACUGAGACAAUUGGAAGAGGAAGAAAGAAAGAAGAAAGCUCUUUUGGAACGUGGAGUUCAUCCUCAUACAGAUUCUAUCCAAGAUGAUUAUUUCUUUUAACAAACCAAGAUGGCUAAUGUUCUCCUUUUCACAGUUGGUGAUGCUGCUGUCAGGAGCUGUACAGGACUAACACAAAAGACUGAUAACAUUAAAUUUAGUUAUCAUCAGCUUCAAACUACCUCUGGGUGGUGUUAAGAGAAAUGGAUGUAGUUGUAGUCUACAGCAGGAAUGAUGAUUAUGUAUUAUUUUGUUGAUGCCAUUCAACUCACACAAAUCAUGUAACCUUAAUUUAAGAAGCCAUGUUUUAUUGGUCAAACAAAUGAAACUCUCCCGUAUGAACACUGGACCAGCGUAGGUCAAUACUUUCAUCUUAAAAUUGGAGCGUUUCACUUCUUGGAAUAAAAUUUUAAGUUUUUUAAA